AACCCGGAGGCAUUGUGAAUCAUAUUUCCGGCAACUCUGGUGCUCCACGUGUUUGACCCGGAAACCCAGUGACUUGUUUUGGAUACUAAUCGCAUCGGCCUCGCAACUAUGGAGCCGCUGCCGGGUCCGAGCGCUGCUUCUCUGCCCCAGGACCUCGCCUCCUUCCUGCAGCAACAUCCAGCCCUGCAGCCGAGCGCCGACAACCGGGUGAAAUGUUCCCUGACUGGGCACGAGUUGCCGUGCCGACUGGCUGAUUUACAGGCCUACACAAAGGGCAAGAAGUACCAACGCCUGGUGAUGAAGGAGCCAUUUAACUACAGUCAGUUCGAGCCUCACGUUGUGCCCAGCACAAAAAACCCACAUCAGCUGUUCUGUAAGCUAACAAUCCGUCACAUUAACAAGGUUCCACAACACGUACUCCGGCAUGUGAACGGGAAACGGUAUCAGCGGGCGCUGGACAAAUAUCAGGAGUGCGUGGCUCUUGGGAUCCCCUUCGUCCCAGCGUGCCUGUCCCAAAAGCAAAAACGGAAUCGCGACUCUGAUCGGAAACCUCGUCACAAAUCCAAGUUCUGGGAGCCGGAUGAGAGUGGGAGCGAGAGUGCCGGCUCGGAGGAUAGUUUGAGCGACCUGUACCCAGAGAAGGUGUUCAGCAGACAAGAAGCACCUGGGGAAGAGGCUGAAAUGAAUGAACUCCCAAACGAGCACAAUGACGAUGAUAAGAUGGACGUUGUGACACAGGCGCCAAGGAAACGGAAACACCCACAACAAAAUCCUUUUAUUAAAAAGAAAUUGAAGAAACAACAUACUGGAAAAUCUAACAAUGGCAUUAAGUUUUAGAACAAAUCUGGAUAAUGGAACUCUACAUUAUCUACACGUCAGCUGCCACGGAAAAUGCAUGCUGAGAACUGUACAAUUUUUGUAUAGAAAGUAAAAUUGAUCUGGUAAAUGCAA
Molecule: messenger RNA, 951 nt
Organism: Amblyraja radiata (thorny skate)
Lineage: Eukaryota; Metazoa; Chordata; Chondrichthyes; Rajiformes; Rajidae
Gene: surf2
Product: surfeit 2
Exons: 6
Coding region: 109-837 (242 amino acids)
Source: RefSeq, a predicted model, not a curated record